Messenger RNA from Dendroctonus ponderosae (mountain pine beetle), 1429 nucleotides. RefSeq names its product uridine diphosphate glucose pyrophosphatase NUDT14. Gene Ontology annotation, molecular function: metal ion binding; UDP-sugar diphosphatase activity. Gene Ontology annotation, biological process: ribose phosphate metabolic process; nucleoside phosphate metabolic process. The transcript is spliced from 2 exons. The record is from RefSeq and is a predicted model, not a curated record. The coding region runs from base 715 to 1353 and encodes 212 amino acids. NCBI's taxonomy places the organism in Eukaryota, Metazoa, Arthropoda, Insecta, Coleoptera, Curculionidae.
UUUCAAUUAUUUACAAGUAUUGGGAUACUUGUUCCUGCUUGCGGAAUUCUAAAAAUAAAAUUGCGUCCAAAUUUGUCGCAUUUUAACCAGUGAAAGAGGGUGAUUUUCCCAACUAGUAGGCAAAUUUUCACUGCAGUGCCCAAAGAGGGACGAACUGGGAGGAUUUUCAAACAGUUAGUUGACAUCAAAUGAAGCAACUGCUGUUUGGGAAAUCAAAGCAGAUAUUUCGCGUUUCAACCAGUGAAUAGAGGAUGAUUUUCUCUACCGGAAGAAUAAUUUUUCCUGAAGUGACUAGGGGGACGAACUCUUGCCUCUCAAAUGCUUAACACACACGUCAACAUUAACUUUGGCUCCAACUCGAACUAGUCUUCAUCAAAUUCCCUUAAUCUGAGAAUUUACAAAUAAUUUCCUGUGUUAAAACGCGAUUUCUUAGUCUAUAACGCAUUACUUAAGAAUAACAGGAUAUAUGUGGCUGCAACACUAUUUCCAUGUCAAAGAACGCAGAGCUGCGUUCCAGCAUUUUAAAGUCUGAACAUGUUUUGGGGCCAAGUUAACGGGGGAUUACCUGCAUCAAGUAGAUAACCGAAACAGAAAUAGCUGGGUAUAGGUUUCCAGUGAAGCAGAUUGAAAAAUUGACUACGUGUGAAAACCCAACCUCAAUGAAUAGUGCAAUUAGCAACCGAUUUCCAACAAUUGAGGGUGCAUGUUACUACAAUGGAAGACAUCUCCAACGUACACGUUACGGACUACAUUCCAACAAUCUACACCACGCCUGCCACGCUCCACUAUAAGCAGAACAACCAGGCGAAAAAGGCAAAUAUCUUCUUGGAACGAAACGGGGUUGUGAUAGUGCUUUACAACAAAACCAAGGACAUGCUAGUGCUAGUGAAGCAGUUUAGGCCUUCAGUGUUUCACCAACUGGUGCCUGAAGCAGAGCGCACUAGUGUAGACACUAACAAGUAUCCUCCGAAACAAGCCAUCACCCUGGAGUUUUGUGCAGGCCUUGAAGACAAAGACGCCCCUUCAGAGGUCGUAGCCCAGGAGGAAAUUCUGGAAGAAUGCGGCUAUCAAGUGCCUCUCGAAGAUUUGGAGCAGAUCUUUAGGUUUUGCAAUUUGUCCGAAACCACCGGGGCCCGAUCGACGUUUUUUUACUGCGAAGUCACUGAAGCACAAAGAGUCAGCCAGGGCGGAGGCAGUGUGGAGGAACAUGAAAUCGUCGAAGUAAUCGAAAUGAAAGUGGAAGAUGUGCUGAACUACUCCAGGCAAAGUUACGUGUGUUCGCCAAUGAACUUCAUGUUUUUAUUCAACUGGUUUCUGUAUCACAAAUAUCCCAAAACGCGCCAAAUCGCAUAGUUUCAAGGUGUUUUGAGGCUUAUGGUGGAUUAUAUCAAUAUAAAUCUGAAUGGCAAUCGGCCAGUUAGCGUUGGAA